Amphibalanus amphitrite is the source of this 1898-nucleotide messenger RNA. RefSeq lists its product as uncharacterized. Bases 497 to 1240 code for a protein of 247 amino acids. The record is from RefSeq and is a predicted model, not a curated record. Gene Ontology annotation, cellular component: transcription regulator complex; nucleus. Gene Ontology annotation, biological process: regulation of transcription by RNA polymerase II. Lineage: Eukaryota; Metazoa; Arthropoda; Thecostraca; Balanomorpha; Balanidae. The transcript is spliced from 4 exons.
CAGACUCUUUCCGCGUUCAGGAAAUCGCAUGCGAGAGCCUAUUCAAAUACAUUAGUUUCCUCUCGCAUCGAUCGCACGCAUCUCUCGCACUACCCGCAUCAGGAAAUCGUAUCUCCCUGACAGUCUUCCCGCGUCGUCCUGACGCCUCGCUCGCAUCGCCCGCAUCACCCGCAAGCAUCGCCCGCACCUCUCGCUCGCAUCGCCCGCAGCGACAUCUUUUCGGGAUGCGAGAGAGUUGAAGUUCAGUCAACUUUUCCGUGCGGGCGAUGCGAUUUUGCAGAGGGCAGCACGUCCGCCAUCUUGGAAUGUAAACAAAGACCUAUGUAUAUGCGGCAGUUGUCAAGGUUGUUGUGGAGUUGUAGACAUUUACUAACCUAUGUGACAUUGUUAUAAGUUUAUUGUUAUUACAUUUCAUAUUUUAUCGUAACAGAAAUAUAUCUUUUUUUACUGUGGUGGACUACUUGAAGCGGAUCCGAGGACAAGGGCGGGCGACGAAAUGAAUCCUGAGGACAUAGCGCUCGCAGAGCAGGUGCAGCGGCGGAUCGCUUUAUGGGACAUACGAGACAAAGGUUAUCGUCUAAAGCCCAUCCAAAAGCAACACCUGUGGGCUGAAAUAGCAGAAGAGCUGCACAAGGAUGAGCAAGAGUUAAAGAGGCGAUGGCGCAACAUCCGCGAUUAUUAUCGCUCGCUGCGCCACAGCCGAGCGGCACCCAGCGGCAGCGCUGCGCUUCCACCGCUGACUACGCUCCAACUGGGGUACAUGAGGUACCUGAGCUUCCUCAAUCCAGUGCUGGAGGCUAAAACUACGUGCACCAGCCUGCAGCAGCCCGGCACUACACCGCUGACGCCAGACGAGUCCGCGGCGACGGCCGGGAACUCCUUCGAUAGCAUUUUCGAAUCGGAGCUCCAGACCAACGACUCAACUGGCGACGGUCUGCCGCCCACAGCGGACGACCCAGACAACGUCACCCAGGUAGGCGCCCCUUCUGACGCGCCGCGCCGGAAGGCACGACAGCCGCUGAAGAAGAGGCGGAUUACCGCCGCCGACAGGCUUGAGCAGGAGGUGGCCGAUGCCGUUGCUGAGGUGCGGCAGCUGCAGAACGACAAGCACGAACCGUUUUUGCGCAGCGCUUCUCAGCUCCUCGACAAAAUGGAUGAGGCUGCCUGUGCGCGCUGGAAGGUGAAGGCGUUGGCAGAGCUAACAGCGCUCGCUUACCCACCUUCAGAAGGACAGGAGUAGGACCAGUUGCUUGAUGAGAGCUUGGCUGUGUUGGAGUUUUUUUUUUUUUUUUGUCUGGUACCGUGCAGACCAGGGCAUUAAUCAGGGAUUGGCUGUGCUGUUUGAGUUUUGUUUUGUCCGGUGCCGUGCAGACCAGUGUAUUGAUCAGAGUUCUGCUAUGCUCUUGCAACGAUUAUAAAGCAUCUUUAUAAUCUUUGCAUCUUUAUCACCUUAACCCUUGCAUGUGUAGAGGGUCGGAUGGACCUCCGCAUGGUUUUUCGCGAAUAACUCGCGCAGAAAGCGGCCGAUCGCAACGAAACCUUCAGUACCCUCUAGUUGAUCAAUUUUACACCUACUCUGAAAAUUUCAUGACCCUGACCCAAGUGACCUUUGACCUGUGACCUAUUUCUCGAACCCAUGUUUGACCGGAAUCGCGAUUCGGCGUAUGUCGGCUCACAUUUGCCGCGCGUUUGCAAGCUUCUCGUGGUUUCAAACGUUCAGACAUGUGAUUCGAUGUUGCUCCCAUGCAUUAGAGUGGAUGUCAAGGUCACCUGGAGGUCAGGUCAGGUCAUUGACCUUUGGUGACCUCGGUUCACUUUUUCGAGUUUUACAUGUUUCCAGGCUAGUUUGUUUCCGCCUGUGUUUGCUUCGCUGCGCAAUAUAAGUGCGUUAAUGUUUA